Molecule: messenger RNA, 1434 nt
Organism: Alternaria atra
Lineage: Eukaryota; Fungi; Ascomycota; Dothideomycetes; Pleosporales; Pleosporaceae
Exons: 1
Coding region: 1-1434 (477 amino acids)
Biological process (GO): guanine catabolic process
Cellular component (GO): cytosol
Molecular function (GO): guanine deaminase activity; zinc ion binding
Source: RefSeq, a predicted model, not a curated record
AUGGCGGCAUCAUCACCCAUAUCGAGAACGAUCUACAUCGGCCCCUUUGUCCACAGUAAAUCACUCACUGAACUCGAGAUCCAAGAGCAUGGCGCAAUCGGCGUGGACGAAGAUGGAGUUAUUAGUUUCGUCGAACGAAAUCUGCAAGAAAAUGGCCUAUCAAGUCUUAUCGAACAGAAAGGAGACGACUGGAACGAUGCGCAGAUUGUCGAGAUCAACGAUACUGGUUUCUUCUUCCCUGGCUUCAUAGAUACACACGUUCACGCACCUCAACAUCCUAAUACCGGACUUUUUGGGAAGACUACAUUACUGGAUUGGUUACAGAAGUACACGUUUCCCAUGGAAUCUUCAUUCCAGAAUCUUUCUCUCGCACACCGCGUAUACCAGAACUUUGUGUCGCGGACAUUGUCACAUGGCACAACAACCGCCGCAUACUUUGCCACGAUCCACGUGCCCGCCACCAACGCCCUCGCCGAUAUAUGUUUGAAGCGAGGCCAGAGAGCGCUAGUGGGCAGAGUGUGCAUGAACAGCGACCUAAGCCCGGAGUACUACAGGGAUGAAAGCGUAGAAAGCAGUUACCGCGAUUCAAAAGCUAGUAUCGACUACAUACGCUCCAUCGAUCCAAAAGGGGAUAUCGUGAAACCCAUCAUCACGCCUCGAUUCGCACCUAGCUGUACUUCAGACUGUCUUUCCGCCAUGGGUAGACUGGCGAAAGAAACGGACGCGCAUGUUCAAACGCACAUCUCGGAGAACAAGGGCGAAAUUGAGCUUGUGAAGAGUUUAUUUCCGGAGAGCAAAAGCUAUACGGAUGUGUACGAGACCCAUGGGUUAUUGACGGAUAAGACCAUCCUGGCGCAUGCGGUGCAUCUUUCUGGGGAAGAGAGGAAACUCAUUCUCGAAAGAAAGAGCAAGAUCUCCCAUUGCCCAGCGUCCAAUACGGCAAUUACAUCGGGGUGUGCGCCGAUUCGUGAUUUGCUUGAUGAGGGGCACACGAUCGGUCUUGGAACGGACGUUUCAGGCGGUAACUCGCCUUCGAUACUGGAGAACGUACGCCAGGCGAUAUGGGUAUCGCGACAUCUAUGUAUCCAGACUUCUAGCGAUGCUGUAAAGCUUUCGACGGAAGAGGCUUUAUAUCUUGCUACAAGAGGAGGCGCAGCGGUAGUGGGAAUGGAAGAUAAGGUUGGUGGAUUUGAGGUUGGAAAGGAGUGGGAUGCGCAGAUGAUCAGCCUCGGUGCCGUUAGCGAGGACGGUUGCCAAAACGGUGUGUUUGAGGAGGGUCCGGUCGAUAUGUUUGGCUGGGAGAGUUGGUCGGACAAGGUGGAGAAGUGGGUAUAUAGUGGUGAUGAUCGGAAUACUGUCGCGGUAUGGGUGAAGGGCCGGCUUGUGCAUCGAACGAGCAGGUAUCCUGGUGUGAGAAGAGCUGCAACACCUUGA